AUGAUAUUUACAUCUGAAUUAUAUGAAAAAGUUAUAUCUGCUAUUCUUUGUUCAUUUAAUUCAACAACAACAAAUAAUGAAAAACAAAAUGCAUUUAAAUAUCUUGAAGAUUUAAAAGAAAAUCAUUCAAUGAUAUGUUUAACAAUAUCAUUUGAAUUGUUAAAACAAACACAUAAUCAACCUAUACUUCAUCAUUAUAGUUUACAUCUUAUGGAAUCAAUUAUAAAACAUAAAUGGAAUAUAUUGAAAAAUGAUGAUAGAAAUUUAGUUAAAAAACAAUUAUUUUCGAUUAUUAAGAGUACUUAUCUGAAUCAAAUAUUUGCGGAACCAGCACAUAUAAGAAAUUCUUUAGCAAAAUGUUUAGUUGAAUUAAUUAAACGAGAUUGUUUUGAAAAAGUUAAUACAACAUUAGAUGAAAUUGUUAAUAUGAUACAAGAAAUUAAUCAAAUUCAAGGUUUGUUUUCUAUUUGAAAGAUGCGGAUAGGAGUUUGGAAACAAACCGAGUACUUUUAACCUCACCCUCACUUCGUAAGAUUCGUCGUGCGCAUCUUUCGGGAUGCCAAUAGGAGAAUGCAUUACUUUUCAGAUAAAUUUAAUGAACUGUAUAGUUUAAAAAACUGCACUCUACAUCAUCUUCUCUUUAUUAUAGA
Adineta steineri is the source of this 650-nucleotide messenger RNA. The record is from the annotation of a GenBank genome assembly. NCBI's taxonomy places the organism in Eukaryota, Metazoa, Rotifera, Eurotatoria, Adinetida, Adinetidae.